AUGAAUUGUUUGCCAUGCCUUAGAGGAAAAAGUUCUUCUGAGGAAAAGAAAUCAGAAAAGAAGGAAGAUGAAGAGUUGCCUGUGGCACAACCUAAAGAAGAUCCCCUUUCUAAACAACCUUCUUCUGGUAAUGUCGAUGACGAUGACGACGAUGAUGAUAGUUUCGCGAAUGAAGGUUCAGCACGUAGAUUUACUUUCCGAGAGUUGGCCUCUGCCACCAAUAAUUUCAAGCGAGAAUGUCUUCUAGGCGAAAGCGGAUUUGGAAAAGUUUACAAGGGAACUUUGGCUGAUGGCAAGGUUGUGGCUGUGAAGCAACUUGACAGACGUAACACAAAAGCAAGAAAGGAAUUCGUAGUCGAAGUUAUGAAGUUGAGUAACCUUCGCCAUCCGAAUCUUGUGGAACUUAUCGGAUAUUGCGCUGAAGGAGAUCAAAGAGUCUUGGUUUACGAUUACAUGCCAAAGGGUUCGCUUAAAGAUCAUGUCCUAGAACUUCCCCAAGGCAAAAAACCAAUAGAUUGGAUCGCAAGGAUGAAAGCUAUCUCAGGAGCUGCACAAGCUAUGCAGUAUUUGCAUGAGAAGGUUAAUCCACCGGUUUUGUGCCGCAACGUGAAGUCCACAAAUGUUUUGUUCGAUGAGAACUUUGAACCGAGGAUCACAGAUUACGGGCUCGUGAAUCUAGAAAGUUCAUCCGAUUUGCGGCAAAGGGUGGUCGGUACAGUUGGUUGUGCUCCAGAAUUUGAACGUACGGGUGAGCUAACCCGUAAAGCCGAUGUCUAUAGCUUCGGAGUAAUUCUAUUGGAGCUUAUCACUGGGAGAAAAGCAUUGGACACCUCUCUUCCUGCAAAUGAGCAAAAUCUUGUGGCUUGGGCACAACCAUAUUUUAAAGAUCCAAAGAGAUUUCAAGAGUUGGCUGAUCCUAUGUUCAAAGGAAUAAUUCCAGAAAAGAAGUUGAACCAAGCGGUCGGAGUGGCGGCGAUGUGUCUGCAAGAGGAGUCGAGCGUUCGUCCCUUGAUCUCUGACAUCGUAGGAGCUCUUAGCUUCCUCACAUUAGUUCCACCGGAAGGGUUUCCGUCAACACCAGUAGCCGAUAAGGAUGCUCUAGCCAAGAAAGAAGACUUAUCGUCGUCGGAUUCUGACUCAUCGUCAGAUUCAGAAACUGAGCACGUGUCAUGGGCAGAGCUACUACCCCCUCCCAGGCCAGAGCCCGUGCCAGAGCCAUCUGAGCCUGAGCCUGAGUCGGAGCCGGAGCCUGAGUGGGAACAGGAGCCUGAAUGGGAACAGGAGGAGCAUGACUGGGAGUCGGAGCCGGAGCCAGAGCCAGAGACAGAUCCAGAGCUGGAGCCAGAGCCAGAGACAGAUCCAGAGCUGGAGCCGUUGCCGGAGCCAUUGCCGCAGUUAGAGCUAAAUUUGGAAUCAGAUUCAGAUUCGGAUUCAGAUUCGGAUACAGAGCCAGAGCCCGAACCAGAGCCCGAGCCAAAGCCGGAGCCAGUGCUAGAGGCGGAAGCAACAUCUAGUCAUAUAGAUCAAACUACUUUGGAUGAUGGUUCUGACAGUUCAUCAGGAAGUGUCUAUGCGGAAGAUGAUUAUAGCGAGGAGGAAUUCUCAGAUGAAGACAAGAAGAACACAUCAAUCAUGAUGAACCCUAGAUCAAAAUCAAGAAUGAGAAGCAAGAAGAAAGUCAUGUUCAAAACAGAAGGAACCGACUCGAUAAAGCCAAGCACGAAAAGGGUAGAUUCUAGUUUCAGCAAGAAAAGCUAUAAAAAACCUAAAGAUGAUCAAAACUCAGUAAAGCAAAAGCGGAGCAUGCGUAAAUCUGAUUCGAAGGGUGACGACUACGGCAGCGACAUAGAAUUGACAGACGAAAGUGGCGACGAGUUCGAAACUCAAAGGUUUAAAAGUACAAUUUCGAGGUUUACUUCAAGAAGUUACAGUACUGAAUUCCAAGAUGACUGA
Cynara cardunculus var. scolymus (artichoke) is the source of this 1953-nucleotide messenger RNA. Its product is annotated as probable serine/threonine-protein kinase PBL25. Gene Ontology annotation, molecular function: protein kinase activity; ATP binding. The record is from RefSeq and is a predicted model, not a curated record. The transcript is spliced from 5 exons. Gene Ontology annotation, biological process: protein phosphorylation. Bases 1 to 1953 code for a protein of 650 amino acids. NCBI's taxonomy places the organism in Eukaryota, Viridiplantae, Streptophyta, Magnoliopsida, Asterales, Asteraceae.